AAGUCUAUGAUUUAGUCACAUUUCUUCAGUCGUCUUGGAGUGAAUGUCCACAAUGGUGUCUUUGAGGUAUAUCUUGCUUUUCCUGGCUCUCUACUAUUUCCUGGACGGCGUUGCGGCUGUGACCUGCGAUGUAGCCCCCACGGAUGCCUCUUGCAUUGACUGUCGAGCUUAUCCCACCCAUAUAGAGUGCUUGCACAAACUUUUGUAUCCAGUCACAACUGCAGCCCCGAUCACGACGUCCACCACCAGAAGAUCACGAAUCGGCAGAAUGCGCAACUUCUUCAGCAACUUCUUUGCGAGAGUUAGGAGUAAGAGCUGGUUUUAAGGAAUAAAAAACAAAUGUCAUGAACGAAAUACAAAAAAUAACUUUCGUU
Drosophila biarmipes is the source of this 374-nucleotide messenger RNA. RefSeq lists its product as uncharacterized. The record is from RefSeq and is a predicted model, not a curated record. Bases 44 to 325 code for a protein of 93 amino acids. Lineage: Eukaryota; Metazoa; Arthropoda; Insecta; Diptera; Drosophilidae. The transcript has a single exon.